AUGGAGGAGAGAUAUGAAAAGUUGAUAGAAUUGUUUGGAAAUGAUGACAGUUAUGAUGAAGAAAGUGACGAUGGUAAAGAGGAUAUCAUGUUUAAAAAGCAAAUGUUGAAAGGAUUCCAAGAAUCAAUGAUUAACGCCAUCAUAGAACAAAAGUAUCGUAUUUUUAAGACUAAAUCUAUUUGGGGCGCUGAGCGCUUGGUUGUAAAUUUUGCCUCUGGAUUGAAUUCGUGCAAAGAGCAUACGGUACAUGUAGCGACGAACGAAUUUGACCCAAAGUACUGUUUUGAUGAGUGCAAAAAUCUAAAUAUCCGAUCCUACGGCUGGGUCAGGCUUUUUGAUCGACUGAGCCAAAUUGUCUCUGCCUCGCUCAAUAACCUUCUUUUGGCUGUUUAUUUGAUUUUUUCAGGGUUUGGUUCGCAAUCUUCCAUCUUAUCAUACGAUGUAAUAUUCAUCGAUAUCAUCGCAAUUUCUGCUGUGCUUCUCAAGGCAUAUUUUACGCUCUUGAAAAUUUACGACUUUUUGUUCAGCUUUAAGGGCUCUGAAAGAAAAUAUCCGCUCAUCAUUUUUUAUUGCCAUUUUCCAGACAAGUUUCUGGCCAAGCCAAAGUCGGUUUUGCAUGCGAUGUUUAGAAUUCCUUUUGAUCUUUUGGAGCAGUUUUACAUGUGGUUUCCCGAUCAAGUUAUUUUUAAUUCCAAGUUUACCCGUUCGCAAUAUUCGAGGGCAUUUCCGGUCCUAUCGAAAGCAUAUCCCCAGGACAAUCUGCAUGUUAUUUAUCCUAGCAUUGUUGAGAUAGAAAAGCAGGUUUCAUCCUCCAUUCCAGGCUUCAUUAAAACGAACUACAUACUUUCUCUCAAUAGGUUUGAUGCCAAAAAAAAUCUUGAACGCGCUAUAUAUUUAUGCCAGUUUAUGAAGACACUCAACUUUGCCAAUAAGCCGUAUUUUAUCAUUGCUGGGGGGUUUGAUCCCAAAAAUUCGGAAAAUUGUCUCGUGUUGGCGCAACUACAAGCGCUAGCAAGACAGCUAGACCUAUCUUGGGCGGAGGGCUUGGAAGAUUCACGUCUGAGCCCAGCUAUAGACAUUGUUUUCCUUAAGGGAGUAUCGGCGUCUCUUAAGUUUGAGCUUUUAGACUCUGCCAAGCUUCUUUUUUAUACGCCAUCAAAUGAACACUUUGGAAUCAUUCCAUUAGAGGCAAUGUCGCUUGGAGGGGCUUUUGUCUUUGCAAUGGCUUCUGGCGGCCCAGCAGAAUAUAUUCAGCACAAAAAAACCGGAUAUUUGAUCCCAGAUCACCAAAAGAAUACUCAGGACUCGUUUCUCAAUACGCUUUCCACCGAAGAGCUCGCUGACUUUAAAUUAGGACUCGAAAUGGCUAUCACACGCGCAGAUAGUGCAGCGGCUAAAAAUGUAAAAGAAACUGCGUGCCAGUUUGCUAAAUCAAACUUCAAGAUUGAGGCCAGCAUUUCCAGAUUGCUUGAAAUAUACGAAGGCAGUCGAAAAAAGGUCUUCACGUGUAAGGAGCAUUUUAUGUCACUUUUGGUGGUUAUUUCAAUCCUUGCUAGCAUUUCUUUCUUUAUGAAGGCCUCUUCAUAG
This is a messenger RNA of Mitosporidium daphniae, 1587 nucleotides long. RefSeq names its product mannosyltransferase. Lineage: Eukaryota; Fungi; Microsporidia. The record is from RefSeq and is a predicted model, not a curated record. Gene Ontology annotation, molecular function: alpha-1,3-mannosyltransferase activity; GDP-Man:Man(1)GlcNAc(2)-PP-Dol alpha-1,3-mannosyltransferase activity. The transcript has 3 exons. The coding region runs from base 1 to 1587 and encodes 528 amino acids.